AUGAAUAAUUAUUUUAGAGAAACAAUCUUAUUAAAGAAGAAGAAUAGUUCUUCCGCAGAUACCGAAGAUUUUUUUAGAUAUGCCAAUCCUAAAUAAAUACAGCCAACUUAAGUAACUGAUUAGAAUCAAUGGACUAUCUAAUAAUGUGAUUCAGAGAUUUUGUCAGACAUUGAAACUCCAGCUAAAUCUAGAAUGGCUGAUUCGAUUAUAAAAGAAUUUGAAUUGGAAAAUAGUGGAAAUGUAGAAUCAAAUAAAAAACAGUUGAGACCAAAUAUUGAUGUCAUUAAUGAAGCAUUGUCAUCAAAAUAUAGAUUGAAAGGAGAAAAUGAAACUCUCUUGUUUAUUAUAAUAGGCACUUAUAUCAUAAAUAUUUGUCUUCAUUUAGAACAUAUGCUUUCAUCUAGAUAUAAUGAUUAUAAAAAGUAUAUAGGACUUUUCAUAGAUUUUUUUACAAGUCUUUAUUAUAUAUAUGAUAGUUAUUACAAGUAAAUAAAUAUUUUUAAUUUUAUUUAGAGUUAAGAGGAUGGAAAAUGAAUUUCAUAUUAAUAUAAUUUUACAUUUGCUAAGUGGUCCAGUUUAAUUAUUUUUAAACAUAGCAUAUUUUAUAUAAUUUAAUUAAUUUUGCUGGUUUUCAAUAAUAUUAAAAUCAUUAAAAUUAUUUGCAACUAAUUUUUAAAAGUAAAAUUUAUCUGAUGUUUAUAAUACUUUUGUAAAUAGUUUGCCUUUAAUAUUUACAUCAUUAGUAAUAUAUUUUGUAUUUACAUAUUUAUGUACAAUUCUUUAUUGUGAUGUGAAUAAAGAAUAUUUUAAAAAUUUGGGAGUAAGUGCUUUUACUUUGUUAUAAAUAUUAACAAUAGAUGGAUGGGGAGAUAUUACUAAACAAUUAUUACCAAAAACUGGUCUUUCAGUAAUAAUUUUGAUAUUUUCAUUUAUAACAAUUUUGGCAAUGUUUUUUUGGUUUCUAAUUUAAGCAUUUUAAAUAGAUGUAAUGAUUUUGGAUGAGUUAGUUAAAUAAGGAAAAGUAGAUAUAGAUGAAAAUUCGAUAUCUCAUAGAUCAGUAAAAUUAUUACCUUUGAAAUAUUAUUCAAUUAUUUUUGGAAAAUAAUAAUCAAGAAUAGUAUUAUUAGUAUGGAUAUGUCAAUUAAUAUAUGCAAAUAUGUAGAAUAAAUUAAAUAAUAUUAAUGAUUUUCAUUAUAUAUGCUUUUAUAUAUUUGUUUCAUUAAUUUAUACUUUGCAUUGGAUUGCAGUAAUAUUAUUGAAAGAUGUAGAAGCAUUUAAUUCAUAUUAUUCAAAUAUUUAAUUAGCCUUUCAUGUACUUUCAGGGCCUCUUGCUUUUUGUUAUUCACUAUUUGAAGUAAUAACUAUUCAAUAAGUUAAAUAUAGUCCAAUCCUUAUAAUGUUAAAAAUCUUAACAAAUCCUAGUAUCAGAGAUAUUAGUUAUAUUGCUAUAAGAGUUAUAUCCUCUUCUCUUUCUCCAUAUAUUCUAAUGCUUAUAUUAACAUUGAUGAUAAUGGGAAUAAUUAAAUCUUCCUAUAAUUAAUUUGAAUCAGUUGAUUUAUUAGAUACACUCCUUAUUUAUUUGUAAACUCUUACUUUAGAUGAUUGGGAUGGUAGUUUGUCUAAAGGAUUUGUUUAAAAAGGACAUUAUUUUGCUGCCUUUAUUAUUAUGCUAUAUAUUUUAGUGUGUUAGUUUUUACUCAUUCCUGCUUUUAUGGCUUAGGCUUGUGAAAUAUUUUAAGUAUUAAUCACAUUUAUUAAACUAGUAAAUUUUAGGAGUCUCAUUCAAACCAAGAUUAAAUUAAGAUGGUGAUUUAAAUUUAUAUCAAUAUAUUGAUACAAAUUUAGAAACUAUAGUUAAACGUUAAUCUCCAAGAGUUAUAAGAAUUAAUUAAUCUAAAAAUCUUAUUUAUCUAUUUCUUAAAUAUUAAAAGGCUCUUUUUUCUUAUGAAAAUAAAACACAUCCAAAAUUAUUAAUAUCACUCUAUGGAUAUCUUACUAAUAUUGGAAAUCUACAUUUCCCUAAAUUCACUAAUUUAACUUCACCUGAAAAAAAAUUGAUUUCAGCUAAGAAAUCAUCAAAAUUGCUUCUAGAAUUUAAAAACUAAUAAAUUGAAAUAGAUUCAUAUCAAAUUUAAUUUGUAUAUUUACCUUGA
Messenger RNA from Paramecium sonneborni, 2153 nucleotides. The record is from the annotation of a GenBank genome assembly. NCBI's taxonomy places the organism in Eukaryota, Ciliophora, Oligohymenophorea, Peniculida, Parameciidae.